AUGCCUCCCCUCUCCUCGCCGCCGGUCCUCCUGGGGCUCGCCCAGCUCCAAGCCUGCCUCUUCUGGAGCUGCCUGCUGUGGCUGCCGCCGCCGGCCGGCGGGCAGCCGCGGAGAAGCGCGCCGCCGCCCCCUCCCGCCGCGUGGCGGCAGAGGAUCCAGUGGGAGAACAACGGGCAGGUGUACAGCCUCCUCAGCCUGGGCGCCCAGUACCAACCGCCGCGCCGCGCGCACGCCCAGGAGCCCGCGCGAGGGGGCCACGUGCUGCUCCUCAGGGGCAACGACACCGCGCCGCGCAGGGCGCGAGCCGGGCCCGCCGCCGCCGCCACCACCACCACCACCACGACCAGGAGGCCCGAGGCGCGGCACUGGUUCCAGGCCGGCUACCAGCCCUCAGCCGGCAACAAUGGCGGCGGCGGCCACAGGCCUCAGCCCCGCGGAAGCUCUCCGAGGGAGCCCCAGGCGCGUCCCCUGGACAGCGCCCCCUCCAGGGCGGGCAACGGAAGCCGCCUGCGGCCUCCACGCCGGGAGGACGCCAUGGUGGGAGACGACCCCUACAACCCCUACAAGUACUCGGACGACAACCCCUACUACAACUACUACGACACCUACGAGCGCUCCCGGCAGGACGGCCGCUACAGGCCCGGCUACGGCACCGGCUACUUCCAGUACGGUCUUCCUGACUUAGUACCGGAUCCUUAUUAUAUCCAAGCAUCCACUUAUGUCCAGAGGACAUCCAUGUACAACCUGAGGUGUGCUGCUGAGGAGAAUUGCCUGGCAAGUUCAGCUUAUAGAUCAGAUGUCAGAGACUAUGAUAACAGAGUGCUUCUGAGAUUCCCUCAGAGAGUGAAAAAUCAAGGCACAUCAGAUUUUUUACCAAGCAGACCACGAUACUCUUGGGAGUGGCACAGCUGUCAUCAGCAUUACCACAGUAUGGAUGAAUUCAGCCAUUAUGACUUGCUUGAAGCAAGCUCACAGAGGAGAGUAGCUGAAGGACACAAAGCAAGUUUUUGUCUUGAAGAUACUUCUUGUGAUUACGGAUACUAUAGACGAUUCGCAUGUACAGCACAUACACAGGGAUUGAGUCCUGGCUGCUACGACACCUACAAUGCUGACAUAGACUGCCAGUGGAUUGAUAUUACAGAUGUAAAGCCUGGAAAUUACAUAUUGAAGGUUAGUGUAAACCCCAGCUAUUUGGUACCAGAAUCAGACUACUCCAACAAUGUAGUACGUUGUGAUAUACGUUAUACUGGCCACCAUGCGUAUGCCUCUGGCUGCACAAUUUCACCGUAA
Molecule: messenger RNA, 1290 nt
Organism: Euleptes europaea (tarantolino)
Lineage: Eukaryota; Metazoa; Chordata; Lepidosauria; Squamata; Sphaerodactylidae
Gene: LOX
Product: lysyl oxidase
Exons: 6
Coding region: 1-1290 (429 amino acids)
Biological process (GO): peptidyl-lysine oxidation
Molecular function (GO): protein-lysine 6-oxidase activity; copper ion binding
Source: RefSeq, a predicted model, not a curated record